AUGCAUGGCAAUGGCCUCUCUGUGGGUGGACUGCUUAAUCACAGUCCUGACAUAAGUGCCAAAAAUGCUCGUUCUAUGCCUACAGACUCAUCUGAGCCCCCCAUGACACCUCGCAAUAGUUCGCCACUUUGGGAAGUGCCCAGACACACCUCUACGACCACCAGUGCCAACCCAAAUCUUGCUCACGCUCCCACCCCUGAAUUUUGCUACAAGGUUGUCCUCAAAAACCCAAAAACCCAUAUAUUCGACUCUUCCAACCUCUUCUUUGGCUCCGGCGGCUCCCUGGACCCUCCAGACCUCAACAAAUGCUUGCACCUCACCCUUACAUGCGACAAGAAGCAAUUUUUGGAAGAUGUUGAUUGGUACUUGUGGGGAGACAAAGAUUUUGAGGACGGCAUCGUGAUUCCAAUGUCCCUGCAUGAGGGAUUGUCUGUCUGUGGCCAAACAGCUGAUGGGUGCGUGCUCUACCAUUUCCCCGCAGUCCAACAGCUACUCACACAUACAGCCCUGUCAUUCCCCAACUCGGUUUAUCAACUUAUCUUCUAUGACCCUGACUCUGACUCAAGUGAGUACACUACAAGCGACAAAUCAUUAAGUGAUGAUGAUAUGAACAUUUAUGUGGACAACUCGGACAGCAAGGACUUCAAAAACACAGCCCCUCCUCAUGCUACAUCUGCGCUGCCCCUCGAUUCAUCUCCAGUCUUUCACUACAACAUCUCGCAAGCCUAUUUGUCACCACCUGCAUCGGUUCUUUCUACUGUCACGCUGUCAAAUCCAAUAACUACAGCCAAUUUCAGCAUUCUAUCAGGGCCUGGACAACACACCACCUCAGAACUUGUUCAACAGACUGCAUGA
Messenger RNA from Cyclocybe aegerita, 855 nucleotides. NCBI's taxonomy places the organism in Eukaryota, Fungi, Basidiomycota, Agaricomycetes, Agaricales, Hemipholiotaceae. The record is from the annotation of a GenBank genome assembly.